Molecule: messenger RNA, 495 nt
Organism: Sphaerulina musiva SO2202
Lineage: Eukaryota; Fungi; Ascomycota; Dothideomycetes; Mycosphaerellales; Mycosphaerellaceae
Exons: 2
Biological process (GO): chromatin organization; negative regulation of transcription by RNA polymerase II
Cellular component (GO): pericentric heterochromatin; nucleus
Molecular function (GO): chromatin binding
Source: RefSeq, a predicted model, not a curated record
GGUGUGACGAAAUACUUGAUCAAAUGGGCUGGCUACGAAGACGAAGCUGACAGGACCUGGGAACCCAUCGAGAAUCUUUCCGGUGCCCAAGACCUGCUGGAGGCCUAUCAUCGCAACAUUGGUGGCACACCCGAGCCUCCUGUCAAGGGCAAGAAGGCUGGCAAGGGUAAUCGGGGAAAGCGAGCUGCCUCUUCUGCCUUCGCAGAUUCACCAGCACCCGCUUCAAGCAAGAAGGGACGUGGCCGGAAAUCGGAUGCCAAUGGCGAAGCAUGGGAACCGCCUCUCGGCUCUUGGGAGGAUCAAGUCAAAGGCGUCACUGCCAUCAUUGAAGCCGACGACGUCGACGCUGAGGGCACCAUCAGCAAGAAGAAGGGCGCCCAAUCACUCGAAGGGCUGCUGGAAUGGCAUAACGGCAAGAAGACGCAGCACAAGAUGCCUGUACUACGGCAAAGAUGUCCGCAGAAGCUGCUUGACUACUACGAGGGUCAUUUGUAA